AUGCAGCUGAGGACCUCAACUGGCAGGACUGAGCUCUCCCUUGGGCUCCUUCUCUUCUGGGCUCUCCUUCCUUCUGAGGUGCCUGGGAAAGAAGUGGAUCUGCUAGACACAAGCACUGCACAGGGUGAACUGGGCUGGCUUCCAGACCCUCCAGAAGUAGGGUGGAGUGAAGUGCAGCAGAUGAUAAAUGGCACCCCGGUCUAUAUGUACCAGGACUGCAGUGUGCUUUCUGAGGGAGACACCGAUCACUGGCUUCGCACCAACUGGAUUUAUCGGGGUGAGGCAGCCUCUCGCAUUUAUGUGGAGCUGAAGUUUACUGUGAGGGACUGCAAGAGCUUCAAAGGCGAAGUGGUGACCUGCAAAGAGACUUUCAACCUCUAUUACAUGGAAUCUGAGCAAGAUGUCGGGAUCCAGUUCCGCCGCCCGCUGUUCAUCAAGCUCAACACUGUGGCAGCAGAUCGAAGUUUCACAAACAGAGACAUUGAAUCCGGUGCCAUGCAGCUGAACACAGAAGUAUGCCCCAUUGGGAAGCUGUCUCGCCGGGGCUUCUACUUAGCUUUCCAGAACUCAGGGGCUUGCGUAGCAAUGGUGUCUGUCCGAGUGUAUUACAAGACGUGCCCGGAGGCAGUGCGAGGCCUUGCCCGUUUUCCAGAGACGCUAGCAGGUUCAGAGGGGCUGACAGAAGUGCUUGGGGCCUGCGUGGAGCAUGCAGCUGAAGAAAUGGGCUCUCCGCCUAGGAUGCACUGCAGCACUGAUGGCGAGUGGCUGGUACCAAUGGGACGAUGCCUUUGUGCUGUGGGGUUUGAGGAAGUCGAUGGGAGCUGCGUAGCCUGCCAGCGGGGAUUCUACCGUCACUCUCUGGAGACUAACCGCUGCCUCAAGUGCCCCCCAAACAGCUUGUCCAACGAGUCAGGGGCUACAUCUUGUUCCUGUAACGCAGGCUUCUACCGAGCACCUUUGGAGGGCCAGAACAUUGCUUGUACCCGUCCCCCCUCAGCUCCCCGCAAUGUCAGCUUCUCCCUUAUUGGCACACAGCUCUCUCUGUGGUGGCAGCCACCCAGUGACCAUGGUGGGCGAAAGGAUCUGACUUACACAGUCUUCUGUCAGCGCUGUCAUUUCAUGUCUUGUGAGCCAUGUGAGGCUGGUGUGGUAUUCACCCCCAGUGCUUCUGGUCUCACUAAACCUGCUGUGGAUGUGGACGGCCUAGAAGCUUACACCAACUACACAUUUGCUGUGGAAGCCCAUAAUGGUGUCUCAGGAAUGGGACCUGCUCCCCAGAGAACUGCUCCAGCUGUCUGGGUCGCAGUUGGACAUGCAGCUCCAGUGACAGUGUCCCAUUUUAUCCUGACACAAAGAGAUGACAGUAGUCUGUCUGUUUCUUGGCUUGCCCCACGGCAGCGCAGCCAGACCGCAGUGGAGUAUGAGGUCAUGUUCUUUGAGAAGGGAGAGGAGGCACGAUACACAGUGAAGCACCUUCUUGAGCCAAAUGUCACUCUGACAGACCUUCAACCAGACACAGCCUACCUGCUUCGUGUGAGAUCCAUCACACCUCUUGGGCCUGGGCCCUACUCCCAGGAGCAGGAAUUCCGCACCCUUCCACCAGACACAGGAGCUCUAUCUGGUGGAGUCAUAGUCUCCAUUAUUUUUGGAGUUCUACUAUUUAUUGGGCUGCUUCUGGGACUUCUGUUCUUUCGACGAAAGCAUGCUCGUCGCAGACAAUCACGGCCAGAUUACAAUACUUCAGGCUUUGAUCGAGAGAAGGUCUGGCUGAAGCCCUAUGUAGACCUGCAACCUUAUGAUGACCCUAGCAGAGGAGUGCUGGAAUUCAUUAAGGAACUGGAUGUCUCCUGUGUCACUAUGGAGAAUGUGAUUGGGGAGGGGGAGUUUGGGGAGGUCUAUCGUGGGUCCCUACGGCUCCCAGGCAAAGAACGUAUUGUGGUUGCAAUCAAGACCCUGAAGUCAACAUAUUCAGACUCACAGUGGUGGAACUUUCUGCGUGAGGCAACAAUUAUGGGUCAGUUCGACCACCCAAACAUUGUGCAUCUGGAAGGAGUUGUCACCAAAAGGAGGCCAAUGAUGAUCAUCACUGAGUAUAUGGAGAAUGGAGCGCUGGAUACCUUCCUGCGGGAAAAUGAGGAAAAAUUUAGCCCUGUGCAGCUUGUGUCCAUGCUGCAAGGGAUAGCCUCUGGCAUGACCUACCUUUCAGAACACAACUAUGUGCACCGGGAUCUGGCUGCUCGCAACAUCCUAGUAACACGCAGCCUUCAGUGCAAGGUGUCUGACUUUGGUCUCUCCCGAAUAUUGGAGAAUGAUGCAGAGGGAACCUAUGAAACCAAGGGUGGUAAGAUUCCCAUCCGAUGGACAGCCCCAGAGGCCAUUGCUCAUCGGAUAUUCACUUCAGCCAGUGAUGUCUGGAGCUUUGGAAUUGUCAUGUGGGAGGUGCUGUCAUUUGGUGACAAGCCAUAUGGAGACAUGACCAAUCAAAAGGUGAUGAAAAGCUUAGAGGAUGGGUACCGGCUCCCCCCGCCUGUGGACUGCCCAUCUAUUCUCUAUGAGCUUAUGAAGAACUGUUGGUCGCACGAUCGGAUGAGGAGGCCUCAAUUUCAUGAGAUCCAGGCACAGCUGCAACAUUUCAUCUCAAGUCCUCAUCUCCUCCGGUCUGUUGCAGACUUUGAUCCCAGGGUAACACUCCGGCUCCCCAGCUGCAGUGGAUCUGAUGGUAUCCCCUAUCGAUCCAUUCCUGAGUGGCUGGAAUCCAUUCGCAUGAAGCGCUAUAUCUCCAACUUUCGCACUGCUGGCCUUGACACCAUGGAGUCAAUUCUGGACCUCACGGCUGAGGACUUGAAACAGAUGGGAGUGUCACUUCCAGGCCACCAGAAGAGGAUCCUGUGUAGCAUCCAAGGCUUUAAAGAGUGAUCAGUUGUUGCAUUCUUAAGCUUGCCAAAUGCUGUCUUACCCACGUACCACUUG
This is a messenger RNA of Cygnus atratus (black swan), 2970 nucleotides long. RefSeq names its product EPH receptor A1 (gene EPHA1). Bases 1 to 2916 code for a protein of 971 amino acids. The transcript is spliced from 18 exons. Gene Ontology annotation, cellular component: neuron projection; plasma membrane. The record is from RefSeq and is a predicted model, not a curated record. Gene Ontology annotation, biological process: protein phosphorylation; cell surface receptor protein tyrosine kinase signaling pathway; axon guidance. Gene Ontology annotation, molecular function: protein binding; ATP binding; transmembrane-ephrin receptor activity. NCBI's taxonomy places the organism in Eukaryota, Metazoa, Chordata, Aves, Anseriformes, Anatidae.